Messenger RNA from Drosophila guanche, 1393 nucleotides. Its product is annotated as protein lin-10-like. Bases 174 to 989 code for a protein of 271 amino acids. Lineage: Eukaryota; Metazoa; Arthropoda; Insecta; Diptera; Drosophilidae. The transcript is spliced from 5 exons. Gene Ontology annotation, biological process: chemical synaptic transmission. Gene Ontology annotation, cellular component: cytoplasm; plasma membrane; dendritic spine. The record is from RefSeq and is a predicted model, not a curated record. Gene Ontology annotation, molecular function: protein binding.
AUACUCAAAAUAUACUCUGAUAAUGCCCUGAUGUAUAUUCGACCCAAAUCGGCUAAUCGAUUUCUCUACGUCUUGUAGGCGGUGCAGUGCUUAUCGAGGGUGUCCUCUUCAGGGCCAAGUACUUAGGCUCCACGCAGCUGGUCUGCGAGGGUCAGCCCACAAAGUCGACGCGCAUGAUGCAGGCCGAGGAGGCCGUUUCCCGUAUCAAGGCGCUGGCACCCGAUGGCGAUGUUCAGCCCAGCACCGAAGUGGAUCCUUUUAUAUCAACGGAAAAGAUAAUGGUGCUGAACACGGACUUGAAGGAGAUCAUGAUGGAUCAUGCUCUGCGCACAAUCUCCUAUAUAGCGGACAUUGGGGAUCUGGUGGUUCUUAUGGCUCGACGGCGCUUUGUUCCGCAGGACAUCGACGAUGCACCCAAGCCGAAUCGUACGCCCAAGAUGAUCUGUCAUGUGUUUAAGAGCGGCGAGGCGCAGUUCAUUGCCCAGUCCAUUGGGCAGGCCUUCCAGGUGGCCUACAUGGAGUUCCUCAAGGCCAACGGCAUCGAAGACCAUCGGUUCGUCAAGGAGAUUUACUAUCAGGAGGUGCUCAAUAGCCAGGAGAUCUUUGGCGACGAGCUCGAGAUCUUUGCCAAAAAGGAGCUGCAAAAGGAGGUCGUUGUACCCAAGGCCAAAGGCGAGAUACUCGGUGUGGUCAUUGUCGAGAGCGGUUGGGGCUCCAUGCUGCCCACCGUCGUCAUUGCCAAUCUGAUGAGCUCCGGUGCGGCUGCCCGCUGUGGCCAAUUGAAUAUCGGUGAUCAGCUUAUCGCCAUCAACGGACUGAGCCUUGUGGGUCUGCCGCUCUCCACCUGCCAGACGUACAUCAAGAACACCAAAAACCAGACCGUAGUCAAGUUCACAGUGGUGCCCUGCGCCCCCGUUGUUGAAGUGAAGAUCAAGAGGCCAGAGACCAAAUAUCAGCUGGGUUGGGUUUCAGUGUUCAGAAUGGUGUGAUCUGCAGUCUCCUGAGGGGCGGCAUAGCCGAGCGAGGGGGCGUUCGUGUUGGCCAUCGCAUCAUUGAGAUUAACAACCAGAGCGUGGUGGCAGUGCCCCACGAGAAAAUCGUUAACUUGCUAGCCACUUCAGUGGGGGAGAUACUCAUGAAGACGAUGCCCACGUCCAUGUUCCGCCUGCUCACUGGCCAGGAGAACCCCAUAUAUAUUUAAGUCCUGGGAAAAAGGGAAACUGGAUGGUGGAUGAUAUUGUUAACUAUGAACCAUAUGAAAGAUAUUAUAUGAUAUAUAUAGAAGAUGUGUGUGUAUGCUUGCAUACAGAGUGUACGUACCUUGAUGUGUACGUAUAUGCGUGUAUAGGCUUAGGAAGAUAUGAUUUAGCUUACCUACAUAUAUCUACAGAAG